Molecule: messenger RNA, 11090 nt
Organism: Myxocyprinus asiaticus (Chinese sucker)
Lineage: Eukaryota; Metazoa; Chordata; Actinopteri; Cypriniformes; Catostomidae
Product: tyrosine-protein kinase Fer-like
Exons: 19
Coding region: 408-2876 (822 amino acids)
Biological process (GO): chemotaxis; peptidyl-tyrosine phosphorylation; regulation of mast cell degranulation
Molecular function (GO): non-membrane spanning protein tyrosine kinase activity; ATP binding
Source: RefSeq, a predicted model, not a curated record
GUAGACGAGUGACUGCCUCUCUCUAGAUUAAAUCGUGUAUAAUAAAAUACGAUUUUCAGUCACUUCAACAGAAGCGUCUGCAGACUCUUAUCCCACACCAAACACCUGUCUUACUCUGGCGACAGAUAUAUUCCAAGGGCAGACAGUAUUCACUCUUGACAACACACUUGCAGGGCUCGGAGGGUCGUGUGGUAAACGUCAUAAGCCUGUGGCAGCAGUGGAGCUGAACGGAAACCCCUCCCGAUCCCAACUCAACUACUCCAAACUCAGUCAAAGAAAAGAGGAAUACCGAGGAAUCAGGAAACACGGACAAAUACCACACUACACCUUUACAUAGAAACAAUGCAGACCUGAGUGGGACACCCAGUUGAGUGAGAGUGAGAGAGACAGUGUGCCUUGCGAGUAAGAUGGGGUUCGGCCGGGACCUGCGGAACUCCCAUGAGGGUCUGAUGAAGCUGCAGGACUGGGAGCUGAAGCUGCUGGAAACAGUGAAGCGCUUCAUGACCCUCCGGGUGAAGAGUGAUAAGGAAUACGCCUCUCUCCUGCUCAACAUCAGCCAGCAGGUGGACAAGCACGACAACUCCUCUCAGAUACACUAUGUCAGCAGUGUCUCCAAGUCGUGGACUCACAUGGUGCAGCAGACGGAGCAGUUAAGUAAGAUCAUGAAGUCUCAUGCAGAGGAGCUGAACUCAGGACCUCUCCAUCGCCUCACCAUGAUGAUCAAAGACAAGCAGCAGGUGAAGAAGAGCUACCAAAGCCUCCACCAGCAGAUCGAUUCCGAGAUGAAUAAGGUAACCAAAAGUGAUCUUGAGAAGUUAAAAGGCACCUACAGGCAGUUAACUAAGGACGCUGUUAUUGCAAGAGACAAAUACAAAGAGGCUGUUGUAAAAGGCAAAGAGACAGAGAAAGCCCGAGAGCGCUACGACAAAGCCACCAUGAAGCUGCAUAACCUGCACAACCAGUACGUGCUUGCGGUGAAGAGCGCGCAACUACACCAGGAGCACUACCACGAGACUGCGCUGCCCCUGCUGCUCGACUCCCUGCAGAAGAUGCAGGAGGAGAUGAUCAGUGCACUUAAGGGGAUUCUGGAGGAGUACAGUGAAAUCACCAGCCUGUUAACAGAUGAAAUCGUAAAGGUCCAUAAAGAAAUACACACUUCAAUCGACCAAAUCGAUCCUCUUUCAGAGUAUGACAACUUCAUCGAAGUGUAUAGUUUACCAGAAGCCAAGGAACCAAAUGUAGACUUUGAUGUAACGCUAUUAGACGAAACUGAGAAUCUUCAAGCAAAUGAGAUUCUGUGGAAUAGUUUGACAGCGGACAGUUUACAAACAAUGCUGAAAUCCACCUCAGAGGAGCUAUUGUUAACCCAGCAGAGUCUGCGCAGCAAAGAGGACCUCAUGCUGGACCUGGCGAAUAAAAUAGACGAAUCUGCCAAAACAUAUGAGAAGAAAUCAGAUGUGGUGUUGUUGCUCAGUCAAAAGCAGUCUUUGGAAGAGUUGAGACAGACGGUUCAGCUGCUGCGCUGCUCAGAGGCCAAACUCACGGCGCAAAGAGAACUGCUGGAGCAGAAGAUGCAAGAAAACGAGGGCAAAGAACCACCGCCUGUCGUCAAUUAUGAAGAGGAUGCCCGCUCUGUCAACUCAAUGGAUAAAAGCAAAGACAAGAUAUCAAAGUUUGAGACCCUCAGGCACUCCAUCGCCGGAAUCAUCCGCUCGCCCAAGUCAGUUCUGAGCUCCUCCUCAUUUUUUGACGUGAUUCCCACCAGUGAGAAACCGCUGGGUGAGCAGGAGUGGUAUCAUGGUGCCAUUCCCAGGACAGAAGCUCAGGAGCUGCUGAAGCAGCAGGGAGACUUCCUGGUACGUGAGAGCCACGGCAAACCUGGAGAGUAUGUGCUGUCGGUGUUUUCAGACGGACAGCGCAGACACUUCAUCAUUCAGUUCGCUGAUAAUCAGUACAGAUUUGAAGGCACUGGCUUCCCCACCAUCCCACAGCUCAUAGAGCAUCAUUACACAACUAAACAAGUCAUCACCAAGAAAUCUGGGGUCAUACUCUUAAACCCCCUCAUAAAGGAUAAGAAAUGGAUCCUCAAUCACGAGGAUGUUAUUCUUGGAGAACUCCUCGGCAAAGGAAACUUUGGAGAGGUUUUCAAAGGAACACUGCGAGAUAAAACCCCUGUGGCGGUGAAAACCUGUAAGGAAGAUCUACCACAAGACCUCAAGAUAAAGUUCCUCUCAGAAGCCAGGAUCCUGAAGCAGUAUGAUCACCCCAACAUUGUGAAGUUAAUAGGCGUCUGUACCCAACGGCAGCCCAUUUAUAUAGUAAUGGAACUUGUACCAGGUGGCGACUUUUUAUCUUUCUUAAGAAAGAAAAAGGAGGACCUUAAGACAAAACAACUGGUAAAGUUUGCAUUGGAUGCUGCUGCAGGAAUGGCAUACCUGGAGCUAAAGAACUGUAUACACAGAGAUCUGGCUGCUCGGAACUGCCUUGUGGGAGAAAAUAACGUGCUGAAGAUCAGUGAUUUUGGGAUGUCCCGGCAGGAGGAUGAUGGCAUUUACUCCUCAUCUGGCCUCAAACAGAUCCCGAUCAAGUGGACUGCACCAGAAGCACUGAACUAUGGGAGAUACAGCUCAGAGAGUGAUGUGUGGAGCUAUGGGAUCCUCCUGUGGGAAACCUUUAGUCUAGGAGUGUGUCCUUAUCCAGGCAUGACCAACCAGCAGGCUCGAGAACAAGUGGAGAAAGGUUAUAGAAUGUCCUGCCCGCAGAAGUGCCCAGAUGAGGUGUACAGGAUCAUGCAGCAGUGUUGGGAGUACAAGCCUGAAAACCGACCCAAAUUCGCCGACAUUCAGAAAGAACUGGCUGCCGUCAAGAAAAAAUAGCCUUUGAUGAGGACAUGGCCAGAGGGCCGAACCAAUCCUAUACUUCCAGGUGAUCCUGAAUCUACAGAGAACAACAUAACCAAUGUUUCGCCCUCCAAAUCACAUGCUUUUAUUGUACUUAAGAGUACUCUGUCACAUAAUCACUGUGUGAACUGCCUAUGCACCAGCUGUUUUGAGCCAUUAGCAUGGGGAGAGUUCUCCGCUUUGCUCUGAUGACAAAAUGAUGCAGGUUUCCCCUGUAUUUUGUCCUGUAAGUCUCCAUCGAGCAACAGUUAAGCUAGGUCAGACAGAACGUGAGAUGUAUGUUGUCCUAUAGAGGAGUAGUCAGUAUGCCAUUGAGUAUUUCUGUGUCCACACUAGUGACUCUCUCAAAUAAUUAAAAAACACUAUGUGGAUGAAUGUUGGAAAUCGGACCGUUUGUCCACCCAAUAAGACAGGAUUAUCUGUUUUUUUGUGUGUGUUUUUUUAAGUCCUGAGCCUGUUUGAUGGUUUUGGGUGUUUUAUAUUCAAGUCAUUUUAUGUCAUUUAUAUUUUCUGGGGAGAUAACAGACAUAUAUGCUGAUGUCUGUAAAUGAGUUGGAACUCUGCAUUGGUUCCACAAAAAGAAGUGUAUUACAUCAGUAAGAAGACUUUCAGUGUGUUACAUUCCAACAUUUCGGCACUCAUCAAAGCAAGGAGACCAAAUGCAUAGGUUUACCUAAGUGCAAUUUAGUACAUAGUACAGUCAGAUGGCCUUAAUGCAAAAUCAAAUGAUUCUGGCGGGCUGUAUGCUUAUGUAUUGUAUUUGAGACCAUUUGAAUGGACACAGCAUCAGUCUACACAAAAUACUCCAAAUACCUCUCACUUCAAGGAAUGGUUACACCCAAAAAUGAAAAAUUCUGUCAUUGUUUACUCCAUCAUAUUGUUGCAAACCCUUAUGACAUGUUUGUUUCCAUGGAACACAAAAGGAGAAGUUUAGCAGUAUGUUCAUGAUGCUCAUGGGCUUUCAAACUGCCAAAAAGGACACAAAUGCACCAUAAAAGUUGUCCAUAUUCCUUGUGUGUGGUGUUCUAAGAUUUCUGAAGCCGUUUGAUAGCUUUGUGUGAGAAAGAGACUGAAGUUAAGCCGUUGUUUGCAUAAAAUCUUCCCCUUCCCUUCUGCUGAAUAUCUCCUUUUGUGUUCCAUUGAAGAAAGAAACUCAUACAGGUUUGGAACAGCAUGAGGGUGAGUAAAUGAUGCCAGAAUGUUCAUUUAUGGGCGAACUAUCCCGUUAACAUUCAACAAAGAUGCCAUGUGGCCAUCACCUCAAGCUCUGUCCAAAACUGACUGUGGGAUCUCUGUAUGGAAAACCAGCAACCAAAACUAGUCACAGGCACGUUUAUUUGUAUCUAUCUUACUCUUGUGCUGUUCGUAUGUUGUUGCUCCUUUACGAUCAGGUUUUCUUUUGCAAACAAUCCUUGAGACCUAAUAGACAUGUAUUUACCUACACAAGUAUUACAGGUCUGGCUUGACAAGGAUUUGUUCUGUAUUAAAACUUUCCCAGGUUGUACAGGUGCCAUUGUUUUCCAUGUUUAUAUUGCUCUUUAUUUACCCAUGCUCCCAUGUAUGGCAAGCCAAAUUGACUUUUAAUCAUGUGCAGGAUAUGAAUUAUGGAUAUCUAUAGUUACAUUUUUCUACUAGUUAAAAUGUUAAUUCGUUAUCAGCAAUGAAAUUACUACUAGUGAAAAUGCUAAUUUAUGUUACGUUUGGACAAGUAAACAAUUAUUGAUAUAAAAAAAUGAUGCCAUUCUUGAAAUCAAAAAUGGAAUUUCAGCUUGUAAAAAAAAAAAACAGUUCUUGAUAUCUGUAACCAGGGGUGUAAAGUAACGAAUUACAAAUACUCACGUUACUGUAAUUAACUACUUUUUCCCAAGAAUUGUACUUUUUUAAGUAGUUUAAAAAUUGUAUACUUUUACUUGAGUACAUUUUAAGUGCUGUAACUGUACUUUUAAUGCGCUAAUUUCCCACCGUCUGUGUUCGCUACUUCCCUGUCCUGAUUUUAUUUGUAUCUAUCAACGUGAUUGUCUAGGGAGAGUCUCGUGACUCCCGUCAAAUCAAAUCACAGCUAAAAAACUUGAAUGGCAGCUGUAGAUCUGGCGCCAACUGUGGAGGAUGCCUCAAGCACAGUUCAACACCUGAACGGGCUUUUCGCAGUGAAAAAGGCCAGUUGCAUGACUGUCGUGUGAGUUUAGCUUGCUCAAGCCAGAUAUCAGCAUUAAUCCUGCCUCUAAUUUGAAGAAACAUAUCGAGGUAAAUUUCAUAUUUCCGCUUACUAAAUUCUGUGUCUAUAAUGUAGCCUGUAAUUUAGCUAUCUAUCACUGAGAUUAUUGGUUUGAUGUGAGAGAUUAAGGCAAUGUUGUCAAUAGGGAAUCAAAAGAGAUCGAUAUCGAUGAUAAACUUUUGAGUAAUUUUCUACACUUAGCCUGUGUUCUACAUUUAGACCAGGGGUGUUCAUUACAUCGAUCACGAUAGCAAGACAAACACUGGUUGGUUGAUCUAGAUAAAAUAUUAAAGAUUGACUUUUUAUUUCCUGACGUCUGUAGCUGCGUGCUUGAUUGACAGGCAGUUAAUUUGUGUGUGCUAAUGCGGGUACACGCUUAAAUGGUCAAAUACUCUUUAUAAUUCCACCAAUGUCCGUCUUGGUGAAGCAUUUACAGUGGUGUGAAAAAGUGUUUGCCCCCUUCCUGAUUUCUUAUUUUUUUGCAUGUUUGUCACACUUAAAUGUUUCAUAUCAUCAAACAAGUUUAAAUAUUAGUCAAAGAUAACACAAGUAAACACAAAAUGCAGUUUUUAAAUGAAGGUUGUUAUUAUUAAGGGAAAACAAAAUCCAAACCUAUAUGGCCCUGUGUGAAAAAGUGAUUGCCCCCUAAACCUAAUAACUGGUUGGGCCACCCUUAGCAGCAACAACUGCAAUCAAGCAUUUGCAAUAACUUGCAAUGAGUCUUUUACAGCGCUGUGGAGGAAUUUUGACCCACUCAUCUUUGCAGAAUUGUUGUAAUUCAGCCACAUUGGAGGGUUUUCGAGCAUGAACUGCCUUUUUAAGGUCAUGCCACAGCAUCUCAAUAGGAUUCAGGUCAGGACUUUGACUAGGCCACUCCAAAGUCUUCAUUUUGUUUUUCUUCAGCCAUUCAGAGGUGGACUUGCUGGUGUGUUUUGGAUCAUUGUCCUGCUGCAGAACCCAAGUUCGCUUCAGCUUGAGGUCACGAACAGAUGGCCGGACAUUCUCCUUAAGGAUUUUUUGGUAGACAGCAGAAUUCAUGGUUCCAUUUAUCACAGCAAGUCUUCCAGGUCCUGAAGCAGCAAAACAGCCCCAGACCAUCAUACUACCACCACCAUAUUUUACUGUUGGUAUGAUGUUCUUUUUCUGAAAUGCGGUGUUACUUUUACGCCAGAUGUAAUGGGAUACACCUUCCAAAAAGUUCAACUUUUGUCUCGUCAGUCCACAGAGUAUUUUCCCAAAUGUCUUGGGGAUCAUCAAGAUGUUUUCUGGCAAAAAUGAGACUAGCCUUAAUGUUCUUUUUGCUCAGCAGUGGUUUUCGUCUUGGAACUCUGCCAUGCAGGCCAUUUUUGCCCAGUCUCUUUCUUAUGGUGGAGUCAUGAACACUGACCUUAACUGAGGCAAGUGAGGCCUGCAGUUCUUUGGAUGUUGUUGUGGGGUCUUUUGUGACCUCUUGGAUGAGUUGUAGCUGCGCUCUUGGGGUAAUUUUGGUCGGCCGGCCACUCCUGGGAAGGUUCACCACUGUUCCAUGUUUUCGCCAUUUGUGGAUAAUGGCUCUCACUGUGGUUCUCUGGAGUCCCAAAGCUUUAGAAAUGGCUUUAUAACCUUUUCCAGACUGAUAGAUCUCAAUUACUUUCUUUCUCAUUUGUUCCUGAAUUUCUUUGGAUCUCGGCAUGAUGUCUAGCUUUUGAAGAUCUUUUGGUCUACUUCACUUUGUCAGGCAGGUCCUAUUUAAGUGAUUUCUUGAUUGAGAACAGGUGUGGCAGUAAUCAGGCCUGGGUGUGGCUAGAGAAAUUGAACUCAGGUGUGAUAAACCACAGUUAAGUUAUGUUUUAACAGGUGGGGCAAACACUUUUUCACACAGGGCCAUGUAGGUUUGUUUUCCCUUAAUAACCUUCAUUUAAAAACUGCAUUUUGUGUUUACUUGUGUUAUCUUUGAUAUUAAUAUUUAAACUUGUUUGAUGAUCUGAAACAUUUAAGUGUGACAAACAUGCAAAAAAAUAAGAAAUCAGGAAGAGGGCAAACACUUUUUCACACCACUGUAUGUGAACACAGACGAUUUGGUCUAAAGUGAACGUAAACAGUGGGACAAAAAUCAUAUUUGUAUCAAUAUGUUGGACUUGAAGUGUACAUGUAACCGAAUUGAGCACUGUCUAGUAGGAUAUGUCAUAUAAAGGCUAUUAAUCAAACAACAAUAACAAGGAAACGAGAAAACCACUCACUACUUUUGGCUGAAUAAAUUGAGUAGCUUUAAAAGUAUUAAUGUAAUAGAAUAAAUUUAAUAAUAUUGUUAGUUUCUUUUAUAAUACCGACCCCUGAUGUAGAGAGUGUGUUAAUUUGUAUAAUAAAUUACCAGGAAAGUAGAGAUGAUAAAAUAAUUUAUAAUUAUGCUUAGCCUUUAUCAAGUUUUUUCUAAUGCCUAAUAGAAAAGUAUCAACCUUUGUAGAGCAAUACUUCAGGCAGGAUAUUCCACCAGUCACAAACUAAAGGAAAUUGUGCAUCAUGCAUGAGAAUGAGAAUACAUCUAUUUCUGGGCUUAAAAGAUACAAGAACUAAAUCAAUGUGGAAAAUUGUAUCUCAAAAGGAGGACAAUGUGGCCCCCCCAUGUGCUACUUAAAGAAAUAGUUCACUCAAAAAUGAAAAUUCUCUCAUCAUUUACUCACCCUCAUGCCAUCCCAGAUGUGUAUGACUUUCUUUCUUCUGCUGAACACAAAUUAAGAUUUUUAGAAUUUAUAGUAAAAAUUUACUUAAAUAUUGAUCUGUUUCUCACCCAACCUAUCAUAUCUCUUCUGAAGACACGGAUUUAACUACUGGAGUCACACGGAUUAGGCUACUUUUAUGAUGACUUAUGUGAUUUUUGGAGCUUCAAAAUGUUGGCACCCAUUCACUUGCACUGUAUGGACCAAAAGAGAUGAGAUAGUCUUCUAAAAAUCUUAAUUUGUGUUCUGCAGAAACAAGAAAGUCAUACACAUCUGGGAUGGCAUGAGGGUGACUAAAUAAUGAGAGAAUUUAAAUUUUUGUGUGAAUUAUUCCUUUGAAGCCCAAUGUGGCCCCUGUACCAAACAACUGCUCUACAGCUUCUAUUGUGCGGGACAUGACGCGCCAGGUGGCCCUGAUUUUUUUUUUUUGUGCUUUUUUUUUUUUUUUUUUUUUGCAUUCCUUGCAUUGUUUUGAACAUGUUUUAUGCGCAACAAUAACUAAGGGAAAUUUAGACCCUGCAUGUAAAAUGAUUUUAAUGUAAUUGUUUCAUACAUUAUGACAUUGAAAAUAACUUUAUCUUUUCAUUUCUGUAAUCAUGUCACCCUUUUAUUUUUUUAAAUCAGAUUCAUGUAGUGUUUACAGUAUCAUAAGUGAUGUAUUUUAAAAGUUGUCAAUCACAAACACCUAUAAAAUACCUAUAUUCUUUAUUCUUUCUGGCAAACAGCCAUAGAAGGGAAUGUAAAUUACGGUAUGUGUGCUACAUUUUUAAAUUGCAGCACAGAGUUUUUAUUAUAAAGGGGCAUAGCUUUCACAACUCAGUACUCAAUACUCACUACUCAUGAGUACUUUUAAAUGAGCUACUCUUUUACUCUUACUUGAGUAAGAGAGUAGUACUUUUAGUAGAGUAUUUAAAAAGUAACAGUACUUUUACUUGAGUAUUAUUUUUCAGUACUCUUUCCACCCCUGUCUCUAACUGAAUUCUCAUAAACAGAAUUUCACAGUGAUCUCUCAAUUCAGUCCUGUUCAAAACUCAAUUACAGAGAUCUGUCAUUUAUUUUGUUCUUCAAAUAUACAGAGCUGAUAUGUAUUUCUUACUGUUUACUUCUAUUAUUUUUUUAUAAUGGUUGUAUUGUUACUAGUAAAAUGUCCAUUCCUGAAAUCAGCAGUUGAACUAGUUAAAAAAAUGCUUAUUUGGUUUUCACCAGUGGCAAUGUUUGUUUCAGAUAUCUGUACCGUGAUUGUGACUAUUAAGAAAGCCUUUUAAGAUAUCUUAACUCUUCAACUGAAUGGUAUGAAAUACUGAAUCAAACAUGUUAAAAUAAAUUUAUGGGUUUUUCUUUUUAACUAUUUUUAAUUCAAUUAUUAAAGGCACCAAAAAUGAAAAUUCUCUCAUCAUUUACUCACCCUCAUGCCUUACCAGAUGUGUGUGACUUUCUUUCAUCUGCAGAACACAAACAAAGAUUUUUUUGAAAAAUAUUUCAGCUCUGUAGGUCCAUAAAAUGCAAGUGAAUGGUGAUGAGAACUUUGAAGCUCAAAAAGCACAAAGGCAGCUUAAAAGUGAUCUAUAUGACACCAGUGGUUAAAUCAAUGUCUUCAGAGGUGAUAUGAUCGGUGUAGGUGAGAAACAGAUCAAUAUUUAAGUCCUUUUUUACUAUAAAUCUCCACCUUUGUUCAGCCCCGACCAGUUGGUAGCAAUAUGCACGAAAAAUGCGAAUCACCAAAAAACAAGAAAAGAAGAAUGUGAAAGUGGAAAUUUAUAGUAAAAAAAGGACUUACAUUUUGAUCUGUUUCUCCCCCACAUUUAUCAUCUCACUUCUGAAGACAUGGAUUUAACCACUGGAGUUUUAUGGAUUACUUUUAUACCGACUUUGUGCUUUUUUGAGCUUCAAAGUUCUGGUCACCAUUCACUUGCAUUGUAUGGACCUACAGAGCUGAAAUAUUCUUCUAAAAAUCUUCAUUUGUGUUCUGCAGAAGACAGAAAGUCAUACACAUCUGGGAUGGCAUGAGGGUGAGUAAAUGAUGAGAGAAAUUUCAUUUUUGGGUGAACUAUCCCUUUAAUAUCAGUUAUGGGCAUUUUCACUAGUAAUGUAAUUAUUGAUAUAAAAAUAUAUUAGCACUUUUACCAGCAAGUAGUACAUUGCUGAUAUAUGAAAUUGGAAUUUCAACUAGUAAGAAAAUAAUUUUAGAUAUUCGUAAUUGCAUUUUUGAAAAGGAGCGAAUGACGUGAAAAUGCAGUAACAUAUAUCAGUACUUUUGUCCCCCAAGAACGGGUAUUUCCGUGAGUAAUCAUUUUUAUAUCAAGAAUUUGCAUUUUUACUAGUGCAAAUGUAAUUACUCAUUAAAAAAAAUAGCAUUUUCACUAGAAGUAAUUAUGCCGGUGACAUCAAGUAUUAGCAUUGAAUUGUAGGUAUCUGUAAUUCAUAUCCUGCACGUGAGUCCAUGCAGACUGCUCAAACAGUGUUUAACCAGCAACCUCCUCCAAGCUCCUGAGUCACAUAAAUAUGUCAAAAUUAAAUGGUUUCUUCAAGGUUUACUUUAUUAAUAUCAUUCCUUUUGUAUUUUGUAAAUACUUUUUUGUAGAUUCAGUAAUGUAAUUUUGUAGGUUCUCCUUUUAUAUUACUGCACAAACUAAUGAUAUUAGAGUGUUGAUGUCUGUCAGGAUGGAAUAUGCCUCAACUUUGAUUGUCUUUCCAGCUAUAAUAGUCGCAGUGAAGACCCAGAAUCAGUUCUACACUAAUGUUUGCACAUUUGGAAUUAUAUAUAUAAUUCCAGAGAGAGAGAGACAUGACUGUUUCUUGUUAGUCUGCCAUUUUUUUCCCCCUCUGUUGCCAUCACUCUAAUGUGACCAAACAUCAAUGUGAUGAAAUGUGCUAAUCAUGCAGAACUGGUGACAAUUCAUACGUAAAGCUACUGUAUAAUACAGUUUUGAGUAGUAUCUUUGCAUGAUAGAGCUUCACCUUUGGGUUCAGAUUAAAGAUGCCCCCCCUAUUAAUUUACAUUAAUUUAACUACUUGAGUGAGCUCUUAUUAUUUUUGCCUUUUUAACAUCAAAGCAAUUAUCCCUAUAGUUUUUAUUUAUUUGAAAUACUGUAAUAUUAUCCUAGAAUUUGAAUCUUUGCUUUUUUUUUGUGCCAUUCACCAUAACUCCUACUGUCAGUGUAUUAAAGUGAUCACCAGUAUUUGUGUUAUUCCAAGAGACUAGUUUUUAAUUUCACUUUCCUACAUCUAACUUGCUCAUAGUGAUCAAGUAAACUUACAAUUUGAAAAAAAAAAAAAAAA